AUGCAUCUCUAUAAUCAAAAGUCGGAAUAUCCCUAUACAAUGAAACAAAUAUUGGAAUGUGAAUUUUAUUUAUUAGAAAUAAUGGAUUGUUGUUUAAUUAUAUAUCAUCCCUAUCGUUCUUUAAAUACUUAUAUAAAAGAAAUGCAAAUCGAUACACCUACAUUUGAAUUAACAUGGCGUAUAAUAAAUGAUAGUUUAAAAACCGAUGUAUCCUUAUUAUAUCCACCAUAUAAAAUAGCUUUUUGUCUUCUACUAUCAUGUUUACAUCGUGAUAAAGCAUUAAUUGUAAAACAAUAUUUAAUUGAUAAUUUUGAUAUAGAACAAUUAUAUGAUAUUAUAAAAUAUCUAUUAAAACUAUACGAAUUAAUGAAUACGUAUGAUGAUCAAGAUCAAACAUUAACGAACAAAUACUGCAAAUAA
Molecule: messenger RNA, 420 nt
Organism: Didymodactylos carnosus
Lineage: Eukaryota; Metazoa; Rotifera; Eurotatoria; Philodinida; Philodinidae
Source: the annotation of a GenBank genome assembly